Messenger RNA from Penaeus chinensis, 6426 nucleotides. RefSeq names its product HEAT repeat-containing protein 1-like. Gene Ontology annotation, biological process: maturation of SSU-rRNA from tricistronic rRNA transcript (SSU-rRNA, 5.8S rRNA, LSU-rRNA); positive regulation of transcription by RNA polymerase I. Gene Ontology annotation, molecular function: snoRNA binding. Gene Ontology annotation, cellular component: t-UTP complex; 90S preribosome; small-subunit processome. The coding region runs from base 147 to 6386 and encodes 2079 amino acids. The transcript is spliced from 35 exons. Lineage: Eukaryota; Metazoa; Arthropoda; Malacostraca; Decapoda; Penaeidae. The record is from RefSeq and is a predicted model, not a curated record.
GUAACCCUAGCAAAACAUUAACGUGGUUCAGACGAACACGUGCGAUAUUCUGUAUGUUUUAAUGUUUAUUGCGCCAUGAAUUAAACAGGGCUAUAUAACAAGAACGACAUUAUUUGGAUACAAUUAAUUUGAAACAGCUGCCAGCCAUGGCAACUUCUCUUGCACAACAGCUGAAAAGCUUGAGGACACCACAAACAAGUCUCGUAUAUGAGAAGAAGAAAGCUUCAAUUCUUUUCACAGAGCCAGAAGCUGCAUCUUAUGACCGGGAUGUCUAUUAUGAUAUUGGUCAGGCAGGUUUUCAAGACCUACUGGAGAUCAACAAUGAAUUUAGAAAGUUCAAAGACCCCCUCUUUGGGAAGGCAGCACGUGAUCUCCAGAGAGCUGUAGAAACCAAAGAGGUAAACCAGAAGCUUGAUGAUGCCAUUGAAGGCUUCCUUCUCCUACUUUCACCCUACUUGGAAAAACAAGCAUCUUUGAAAGCAUUGGAGUGGCUGAUUCACAGAUUUAUGAUCAAUGAAAUGAAUAUCCCAGCGCUCCUCAUGUGCAUCUUUCCCUACUACGAAUCUGCACUCUUCAUUCGCAUUCUUCAAAUCAUUCCCCUCUCAGACCAUUGGCUAUUUCUGGUGGGACCAAAGAAGAAGGGCUUCCCUGUAGCCAAGCAUACAGUGUUUAUGGAGUGGGGCAAGAACCAGGGCUUCAGAUCUUUCCUUGCUAAAUAUCUGAAGAAGAUGUGUACAGUACACAAUAAGGAGGCCAAUCUGAAGAUAGCAAUUGCAUUCUACACAUCCACAGUCAUUGGAGGUCUUUGUUUGCAGGAAGUGGUACAAGAAUGGCAUAUCUCAUACAUUAUAAAGUCCCUCCCAACCUGCCUAAAGUCACCUCAUACAGAGCUGGUGGCAGGGAUGUACUUCAUCCUGGUGCAGUUGUCCAUCAAAGUUAAGCUUAAUCAGGAUCUUCUUGAUAGAGUGAUGGAACUAAUGAUUAGUGAGAAUAAUCCACCUACAGCUUUAAAGCGUGAGUGUAUGUUAACACUGCUAGUAAUAUUUCACCACCAAGAAAUGACAAAUCUGAGCCCUGCACUGGUGGAAAGGUUAGAUGAGAAGCCUGAGCUCCUUCAGCAGGUGGAAGAGCAGGCCAAGAUAAAGAGUGUUGCACCGUUCAUGUCUGCUUAUGUUGCAGCAUAUAUCAAGUGGCUGUGCAAUGAAGCAUGUGAAUUGAAGACACCUGUAAAACAGAAGAAAUUUGCUCACCUUCUACAACUAAUUGGAAGGAUGCCUCUUUCAAGUUCUGAUGCUGCAGAAGUAAUAUGGAGUGUGUUUGAAGCAGUUGAAGACAAUUAUGAUCAUAUUAAGGAAAUGGCAACCAUGAAUUUGGGUUCAGCUAUUAACCAACUGGAGGUCAAUCACACAGAAGGUUACAGUCAAGCCAUGGCAAAGUUGAUCAGCUGGAAUGAUAUGCAUGUUGGCAAGAAGUACAAGUUGAUUUUAAAGAAGGUUCUGAACACCCAAGAUGGAGGUAGUGGUAUCAGCUUCACACACUUGGUCCAUCCUGAUGACAAAGUCCGCCUAGCUGCUGCAGAGAAUUUUGCUGAGAAAGUCAACAAGGGUUUGGAGAAUGAUGAAAAAAUGAUCAAGAUGCAGAUGACAAAUAUGCUAAAUGAUGAAUACCCAGCUAUAGUCUCUGUGGCUUUGUCUCUUGAGAAUGGCAUACAUAUGCUAGAGACUUCAUUCGCUAUGGAAAAGUGUGAAGAACUUUUAGAGAGGGUCCAGAGCCACCAUGAGAAGUGGGGAGAUAUACAGAUACCAUGUCUGAGGGUAUUAUGUCAAACCCUUUCACCAAAGUUUGACAAAGAUCAGCUGAUGAAUGUCCUGUUCAUUUGUCUUCCAUAUGUGCUGUUCCCCAAGAGUCAUGACUAUGCUGCUGCUAAGAUGAUUCUGAAAUCAAAGAUGACUGUUUGCAGUCCUUUCCUGGCAGCCUUGGCUAUGGAACUAAGUCCUUUGUUGAUGAACCUCAAGCAAAAGCAAUACCUUCGAAAGAUCAUGACUGUUGUCCCAAAGGCCAUCAGUGAGUUAUCAAAAGAAGAACAGGUGGCCUUGUGGUCAUAUGUAGAAAAAUAUUUAGCUUCUCAGCACAGCCAGCUCGGGUGCUUUGUCUCUCUUGUUUUGCUUCGCUGUGGUUUAGUCAGCGAUAAGAUGGAGGAUGAUAUUCGCUUGAAAUUAGCACACAAGAUUGUCGAUGCAUGUCAGGCUGGAUUGGAUUCUGAUAUUAAGGCACCAUCUGAUAAAACCAAGGAUAUGGAAGGGAAGAAUGACCAUGUCGAACUUGCAUUUUGUCUGGAGGCUGCACGGAAGGGAUCCCUAACUCUCCCAUUUUUGACAUGCUGUUUAAAGCAAGCACUGCAAGUCUUCAAAUUACCUGCUGCAUGCACUACAACCACAUUCUGGACACCGUUCAUGGAGGAUGUAGAAGAAGGAAACAUUCUUCUCCUUAUAAAAGCUCUGAGAAGUGCAAUACAAUUGGAGAGAUUUGAAGAUAUUGGUACUGCCUUUAGAGAUAAUUUGGUAGUGGUUAUCCUGAAAGAUUCUUUAAAAACUAUAGAAAACAGAUACUACUUCCUUGCCAUGAUCUGGGGAUGGCAUUCCUCUCUCUCUGAACUUGUUGAUGAAACUCUGCAGGUGUGGAGUUUAAAACUUGGAUCAUCACUACUAAAGUCACAGUCUGCCAGCUUAGCUUGGGCACUCAGCACAACACAGCCCUUGGUGCCUUCCCUCCUGUCAGCACUUACCAAUGCCAGCAAACUCGUGCGGUGUGAGGCCAUGGGCUGUGUGAAGGAGCUGACCAAAAUUGUAGGUGGUGGUUUAUCUCAGGACAACCACAAUCUGCUAUUAAAGACACUUCUCAAGCACGAUGAGGAACUUAUUGCUGAUGAGAGCCAUUGUUCACUGAUACUAUCUGAAUUUGGGGACAAACCAUCUUCAAAAGGAUUGCAGAUAAUUCAGGGGUUGCUGGAGGUUGUGACAUCUGAGCAUAUAUCACUGCAUCUUAAGGUUCCCAUUCAAUAUAUAUUGAUUGGCAUUACCAAUACAAGUGUGCUGCUGAAUCUUCUGCCACUUGCCAACAGUAUAUUUGUAAAGAUAGCAUCCCUAAAACCUGAUGCAAAGUUAGAUGUGCCAAGCUCACUUUCUCUCUACUACAUUCUGCUGUGCUUCACCCCAACCACUUCAGGGGUUCUUGAGACAGAAGCUGGCUGGGAUGUUUUUAUAAAAGCUAUCAACUGCUCAGCAACAGUGCUGAACCUUCACAAGGAAAUUGUGUCUCCUCAGAGCAUAUUGAUGGACCAAGUCAUGAGUCGUAAAUUCUUCACGAGUAUUGCAACAGAGGAGGUGCAAGCCAGGCUUUGGAGCAUUCUCAUCAGUCGUGUAGCAGAAUCUGAAAACCCAUAUGAGGCUGCCCAGCUGCGUAAAGGGCUAAGGAAAGUGAGCCUGGAUGCAGGAGUGAUCAUCACUAAGAUAGAAAGUCUCCAGCUUUCCACAAAAGCCACUUCCAUCCGGGCAGCUCAAGCUAAGAGGAUUAAGCAAAAAGUUCAAAAGGAUCAAGAGAACAACUUGCUUUCAUGGAAGAAGCUGGGUCUGAUGCUUGAAACCAUUGGUGUGAUGGCAUCCCUGGGUCGCCCCUGGCUCUUGGUUGGUCCUUUGUGUCAGUGUCUCCAUCAAACCUUCACAAAAGACCUUGUUAUCACAGAGAUUGUGCAGCAGCAGCUUCUGUCUGCAUUGCUUCAUCUUCUCCAGAAGUCCAUGGCAGAGAAAGGAGAAGACAUCAGCAAAGACGUCCAGUUAAAUGUUGAACUAAUAGUCCAGUGCAUCCGGUCCUCUGCAAGCCCUGACACUCACCGGCGUGCAAUGCUGGUCCUUGCUGUAGCAGCAAAAAUAUUCCCAGAUGUUGUGAUGCACAAUAUGAUGUCAAUCUUCACCUUUAUGGGUACUUCUCUCCUGAGACGUGAUGACUCGUAUUCCUUCCAAGUGAUUCACCAGACUAUCCAGAGUAUUGUUCCCACACUCAUUAAGUGUGAAAAGAAGGAAAAGAUUGAGGUUAAACUUGCUCAAGUGUGUCAAGUUUUUGUUGAUGCUCUGCCAGACCUCCCUGAGCACCGCCGCCUGCCUCUUUUCUCACAGCUUGCAACUACAAUAGAUGUAGAGCAAAAUCUGUGGCUGCUUGUGGCUCUCAUGUGUGACAUCCAUGUUAUCAAAGGCACUGCAAAUGAAGCUUCAAUGCCCAAGGAUGAGGAGAAAAAAGGAGUGCCCCAGAAUGUCCAAUUUGCCCUGAUGCUUACUAGCCAGUUCUCUGGUGUGACACAGGUCCACGCCUGUUGUAAGCUGAUGGAGUACAUAAUCAACCUCCCAGAAGAAAAAGAAGAGGAGGGAACACAGGAGGCAGAUGAUAUUAUUAACUGGAAAAUUCACUCAACAAAACAGUUAUGCCAUUUUAAGUACACUUGUAUUGGUUUCAUGUCGCAUCUGUUGUCCUCUGAAAGCUUUAUUGGCCAGGUGUGUGAUAAGCCAGAAGGUCUUGAUGGGGAGCUUCAGGAACUCUAUCAGCAGCUCCUUGAAAAAACAAUGUGUUUCCUACGGACUGUGAAUGAGUUGUGUGAUACCAACAAAGAAAAACCUUCUGGUAAAUUCUGGAGUUCCUUACAACGGAAAGUAAUCUCCGUGUUAGAUGGAAUCAAUGCAGUUCUGCCUCCAAACAUGUUGUUAAAGGUUGUAGAUGGCCUGAUGAAAUCACCCUUGCCAGUGGUCAGGUGCAGGGCCAUUGAGUUGCUCUGUGCAAAGCUUCAGCCAAAUGCAAACUUCUUCAGGGCAGACAAUGUGGAGGACCUAUUGCCUUUCAUGGAUGCACUGCAAAAGAUUGGCUUCCCCUCUGAUGAACUUGUAGAGACAAGGCAGACCAGUCUUUACGGUCUCCAGCUGCUCACAAAGUUCCUUUCUGCGCACGUUGAUGCUAGAGUCCUGGAACCUGUACUGAAUCUGAGCAUCAGGAUGGUCUGUUGGGGAAAUGUUCCAGACAGGAUUGUGACACAAGCACUCUUAGUUGUGGCCGAGUCAGUGGCUGCACUGAAGGCUAUUGUAGUUCCUCGUCUUGGUCGCCUAUUACCUGCUAUCCUCAAAGUACUCAAUGAAAACCAAGAAGCAGAUUAUCGUCUCCUAGCAGCUCUCACAGCCAUACACAAGCUUGUAGAGAAUGUGCCACAGUUCCUGUCUCCCUACUUGACUCCUCUUGUAUGUUGUGUGUGCCGCCUUUGUGCCUUAAAGGAAGACCCAGCUUCAAAGGAAUCACGAUUGCAAAUUAGGCUUGCUGCAGUCCGAGAUUUGUUGUCAGACCACAUUGAGCCUCGCAUUUUUAUACCUUGUCUUACCCAGGCAUAUGAGAAGUUAGCAGAAAAUGACAUCCCUGCAAUUCAGUUCUUGCUAGCAAUUGCAGAAAACCUAAUAUCCAGAACUGAUAACAAAACUCUGACUGUUCACAUGCCAGUGCUUCUUAACUUGUUCUCAAAAACUUUAGAAAUAAGAACUCAAAAGGGAGACUCGGAAGUUAUCAUUAAGGUGGAGACAAGCAUAAUUUCAACAAUGGUCAGAUUGCUGCUUCGGCUCAAUGAACACGACAACAUGGCUAUCUUCAACUCCCUGCAGAGAUGGGCAGUUGAUUCAUCUGAUGAUGAACCCACCAGAUUGAUUACUUUCUAUCGGUUUGCUGAUCAAUUAGUGGGCACUCUGAAGGUGCUCUUCAUAAAGGCAAAAUUAGCAGAUAGUUUAUAUAGCCAUGCAGUGGCCAUGCUGGAGAGAAACAACUCGCUCAACCACCAUAGCACUAUAUUUGGAAGUGAUGAAGAUGCUGAAAAGAAAUCAUCAGAUCUCAUCAGUGUUAUCUUGGAUACACUUACCAAAGUGUUUAUGUAUGAUUCUGUCAACUUCAUAAAUCAAGAACGGUUUAAGAUGAUGGUUAAACCACUGAUUGACCAGCUCGAGAACAAACAUGGAGGAGAAGAGGCCUACAAGGACCGUGUGAGCAACCACUUGAUGCCAUGUGUAAUUAAAUUCACUGUGGCAACUGCCGACGACUCAUUAUGGAAGGAACUCAACAGUGAGAUUCUCAAGAGAGUUAGAAAUGAAGAUGAUACCCCGGUAAUUCUUGCAGCACUCACUACUUUUGAAGGUCUUGCGGACAGCCUUGGUGAAGACUACCUCCAACCUCUGCUAGCAGAUACAAUGCCCUACAUCACAGAGGUUCUUGAGAAUGUAGAUGAUGAUGUAGAGGAAGCUUCUAGGAAUGUGUUUUCCAAGAUGGAAUCUAUACUGGGGGACAAUUUAAGAGCAUAUCUAAAUGAGUAACUGAAUACUGUGUAGGUAAUAAAUUUGGUACAAAAAAUAA